This is a messenger RNA of Penicillium canescens, 2442 nucleotides long. RefSeq names its product fungal specific transcription factor domain-containing protein. Gene Ontology annotation, molecular function: DNA binding; zinc ion binding. NCBI's taxonomy places the organism in Eukaryota, Fungi, Ascomycota, Eurotiomycetes, Eurotiales, Aspergillaceae. The transcript is spliced from 6 exons. Bases 1 to 2442 code for a protein of 813 amino acids. The record is from RefSeq and is a predicted model, not a curated record. Gene Ontology annotation, biological process: DNA-templated transcription.
AUGCUUGCUCUUGGUGUCAUCAUCGGAAAGUUCGAUGCGAUGCGUCAAUCCUGGGCUCCCCAUGCACUCGAUGCCGACAGGACGGUCGCCAAAAUUAUGUUCUGCAGAUACAAGACGCCAGAAAACCCAGAAGUUCCUCCGCAUCAUGGAGGCCAGAAUGAAGUGACAUUCAACCCCUCCGACGAUCAGAGCUACCCAGCUCCGAUUUCAAGACCCCUAACAUCCAUUGAGGCAAAGCAUAAAGAUUCAAAUGGGUCCAAUCCCGCCUCGCCACCACAAUGUGCCAGUGUUUCGUAUAAAGAGUACGCAUUCAUUGAUUCCGCCCAGUUGUUAACACUGUCGUCCGAGGAUACGGUGAUCCUCGACGGUAAGGGCUGUCUUGACCUGCCGGAUCAUAACGCAACCGACGAAUUUGUGAAGCAUUACUUUAAAAGAAUCCAUCCUCUAGUCCCUGUGCUUGACGAAGCCAAGUUUUGGCGCUCAUAUCUUGACACCAAUACCGGUAGCAAAGUAUCGCUUUUUGUGUUCCAGUCAAUGCUUUUUGCAAGCUGUCCCCUAGUUUGUUUGAGCAUUCUGCGUCGGUGCGGAUUCAGCGAUAGGAGAGAUGCACGGGAGAAACUCUACAAUAGAGCUAAGUUAUUAUUUGAUCUAGGGACUGAGAAAGGGUGCUACGCAAAUGCACAAGGGGCUGUUCUGCUCACACAUUACACUUCUGCAGAAGACCCUCGAGCCGGGAGUCAAUGGCUAGCAAGAGCUAUCGAAAACACCAUACGUAUCGAUGCCCGACCCUCUGUAUGGCCAGAAAGAGUGGAAGAAUCGCUUAAAAGGCGGCUCUGGUGGUCAAUCCUGCUUCGCGACCGAAGCAUUUGUAUUGGUCUGCGCCGCCGUCCACAAAUAACUUCCAGCACCUUCUUUGGGCGCAACAAUUUGCCAAGCAUAAAAGACUUUGAAGAAGAGCUGCAUAAUUCUCUUGUUUAUGAUUUUGAAACCAAGCAGAGCCUGCUCGUAGCGUUCCGGCGACAGUGUGAAUUAGCUGCGCUUCUGACCAACUUGUCCUCUUUGAUUUUUGAUACAUCGCAGACCCGAAAACCUUUUCUUUCCUUCAUCGAGUUUCAAAGGUUGAUGUCAAAUAUCAAAACGAUCAAAAGGUCGCUCAGCAACUGGGAAGAAUCAGUCCAAUCUGUCCCCCCUCGGGGUAGGACACAAGAAAGCGACGACGCGACCGCGACAUUAAUCCAUUUGACGAUUAUGUACUAUCACGCCGCCCGGGUUGAUUUAGCACAAUACGCGGCCCUGGUAUUGGAACAAAAUCUAUUUUACGCAGAAGAUACCUAUAACGACUCGGUUCAAGACAUCAGCAACGACCUGAGAGAGGCUAUUGCAGGGUUAACGAUUGUGAUGGAAUACUUCAGUGUAGACAAUGAUGCUGAUAGUCUUCCAUUAAGUGUACUCGGAUAUGUUAGCAUGCCACUCGUUCUGGCAGCUAUAGACCUCAAGCUAUCUCCCACGCGUGAGGAAAUGAAGUCGAGACAAAAUCGUCUAGAUUCGCUUGGUCUGAUAAUUCGUCGCUGUGAAUCGCUUUACGACGUGACCGACUUUGUCGCUGUUGGAACCAAUUCUAUUCUUCAACUUGCUUAUGCUACUACGCAGCACCUCUUUUUGGGUGGAGGAACCUCGCAGGGGCUUUGGAACAGGACCGCGACAAAGGAGCCAUCCCCUCAAAAGCAUUCUCACCCCAUAUCCAGGUCAGCUAAACCUAGACAACCACAGAGCUGGCAGGAUGCGUUUGUCCGCUGCCCGAGAGCAUAUCUUUUGAUAUCGACGACGGUAGACUAUAGCUUGUCCUUUGGUAGAUUGCCAUCUGCUCAUGACCUCCCUGAACUUGUUCGUGACCUUCAAGCCGUGGGUGGUAUUUCUGGGCUUCCUUGGACUAUCGACAAUUGUCCAUCCAUAGGAGGGAUAUCUUCUGCGCAUCAAGCAAACCCACCCGAACACUUCUCAAGGUUGCGGUUUAUUUCGGCGGUUAAAACGACACGUACCUCGGAAACUGUUCCCAUAGAAAGCGAGGCAAAAACGAGACAGGGACGAGAAACCAAACAAAAUCACUACAUUUCAUUUCCAGGAAGUGUUCCAGCUCGUCACGCAGAACUCCCCCAAGAAAGCUACGUGGACCACCUGGCCCAAUGCGAUCCUCAUGGAAUGAACUUGGAUUACAUGGAAUUCGGAGAUUUUUCAAGAUGUUCAGGGACUAAAGCCAAGAGCCAAUUCCCUGUUAUGGAAAUACCACGCCUCGAAUUUCAGCAAAUGGGCGUCUUGAACUGGUCGGGGGAUGUGCAGGCUGCCAGCGACGAGCUGAAUCCACGUCCACCAACCAGUCCCGUUGGAUUAUUGCUGUUUGACACACUUUUCCAUGAAGCAUUUGAAGGAAACUGGGCGAUUUAA